Hypoxylon fragiforme is the source of this 1293-nucleotide messenger RNA. RefSeq names its product BAR-domain-containing protein. Bases 1 to 1293 code for a protein of 430 amino acids. Gene Ontology annotation, molecular function: protein binding. The transcript is spliced from 4 exons. NCBI's taxonomy places the organism in Eukaryota, Fungi, Ascomycota, Sordariomycetes, Xylariales, Hypoxylaceae. Gene Ontology annotation, cellular component: cytoplasm. The record is from RefSeq and is a predicted model, not a curated record.
AUGAACUUCACCAAGAAAUUUGACCGUGCCUUCCAGUGGGCCGGUGAGAAAAUUGGCCAUGAGGCAAAAACUAGCCAUUCUGAUGAGUUUAGGAGUUUAGAGACUGAGAUGGCUCUGAGGCACGAGGGCUACGACCGUCUCCAGAAAUCCAUGAACGCGUAUGUCAAGUCGCUAUCUCGCCGGGGCGAAGCUUUCGAAGAUAAGGAGAAGGGUUUACCAGUUAGCUAUCUGGGUCGGACAAUGAUCAGCCAUGGCGAAGACUUUGAGCCAGACUCAGAGUUUGGCACUUCCUUGAUUGCUAUGGGUGGAGCCAACGAACGUAUUGCUGGGAUCCAGGAGACAUAUAUUGCCCACGCCACGUCGAACUGGUUAGAAGGUUUGGAGCGUUCAUUGGCAAUGAUGAAGGAAUAUCAGUCCGCUCGCAAAAAGCUUGAGCAUCGUCGUCUUACAUACGACUCGAGCAUGGCUAAGAUGCAAAAGGCCAAAAAGGAGGAUUUUCGGCUUGACGAGGAACUUCGAACAGCGAAGGCCAAAUACGAAGAAUCCUCUGAGGACGUUCUACGCCGCAUGCAGGAUAUUAAGGAGGCGGAAGCUGAUUCAGUUCGUGACUUAACAAGUUUCCUCGAUUGCGAACUCGAUUAUUAUGAGCGGUGCGCCGAAGAGCUUCGGCGAGUGAAACAGGAGUGGGUUGCUGGCUCAACCCAGGUGCCAGAUUCACGUUCUCGGAUAUCCAACAGAAAUAACAGCACGGAUCGCACUGAGCGAUGGGCGAGCCGGCAGGAUACCUACGGACAGGACGACCCAACACCCGAACCUGUACGCAUGCCUAUUCGCUCCAGCCCAUUUCGUAGCAAUGAAGCUGUUACUUCUGAAGUACGACCAAGUAUCAGUCGCUCUACUACUCAUGAUUCAGGCUCUGCACCAAGACGACCUUCGACCAGAGAGCCUCUUCCUCCUCCAUCCGAGGUGGUACGGAGGACACCUACAGCACCAGCAGUAGAAAGCCUCCGCAACAAUCUACGACCAGUCAGCAAAAUCCAGACGAACCAAAACCUGAGCCCUGAUGUGUACGUAGAUGAUUACGACACAACAACUAGUAGUGGAAGCCCAGAGUAUGACCGAAGUGAGAGUCCUGCAACAAGUUAUGGAAGUCUCAGUCGCAGCGCAAGCAACAAUGGUUUGCGUACGAUAGCUACAACAGGAACUGUGAAGAAGGCUCCUCCUCCACCGCCACCAAGCAGAGCUAAGAAGCCACCGCCACCUGUCCCCGCAAGAAGAGAGGGAGGGUACUAA